Molecule: messenger RNA, 1890 nt
Organism: Acanthamoeba castellanii str. Neff
Lineage: Eukaryota; Discosea; Longamoebia; Acanthamoebidae
Product: tetratricopeptide repeat domain containing protein
Exons: 12
Coding region: 1-1890 (629 amino acids)
Biological process (GO): cell division
Cellular component (GO): anaphase-promoting complex
Molecular function (GO): protein binding
Source: RefSeq, a predicted model, not a curated record
AUGGAGACGCCUACUCGAUCACCAGCGCGCAAGGCGAUGUCCUUGGGCGGCCUCGAUGCCGACAAUCUUCUGCUCCUGGGCUCGCCUUCCUCUUUAGUCCCGCCUCCCUCGGCUUCAGAGGCCGAUCUCACCCUCUUCAUCGAAUCGCCCGAUUUUGAUCCACACACGAGCCCCAGGCGCCUCCGUUCCGAGCUCCUACGCGCGGCGCGGGAGCUAUCCUCGCGUGGCCUCUACGCGGCUUCGAAAUGGGCCGUGGAGCAGGUCAUGGGCAUGCCUGAAGAAGAUGGAGGUCAUGAUGGUGAAGAAUGCGAGCCCAGUGGCAUAAUCGAUGAAGAGGAGGCUGCAAAGGAGAAGAAGGAGGAAGCGAGGCUGCUGCUGGCCAAGAACCACUUCGAUCUCAAGGACUACGGCAAGGCCGCCCGCAUGCUCGAGCCACGAUCCUACCUCGACGAUACCGACGCCUCCGAGCUCUCCCUCCGUGCACUCUUUUUCUCGUGCUACUCGCUCUACCUGGCCGGUGAGAAGCGCAAGGAGGAGGAGACCGUCGAGCUCGCUGGGGCGGAGGGUUCGACGGUGCGCAACGCCAAGCUCGGUCUCUUGCGACGACGGCUGGCCUCGCGCUGCGCCAUGGGACCGCUCGACGGCUUCUGCUCUUACAUCUAUGCGAUCGUGCUGCGCGAAGAGGGCCAAUUGGACAAGGCACGCGAUAUGCUGGCUGAGUCCGUGCGCGCCUACCCCUGGAACUGGAGCGCGUGGCUCGACCUCGCCGCACUGCCGUCCCUCUCCUGGGAGCACAUCGCCAGCCUCAACCUCCCCCACCACAUCAUGCGGGAUUUCUUCUACGCGCAGGCGUGCCUCGAGUUUCAGCAGGUGGGCGUGUGUCUGCGGAUCUACGACGUGCUGGCCUCAGUCUUCCCGCACUCCGACUUUUUGCUCGCCCAGCGGGCCAUCGCCAACUACCAUCUGAGAGAAUUUGACGAGGCAGAGGCGCUGUUCGAGCAGCUGGAGAAGAAGGACGAGUUCAGCGUGGAGAACAUGGAGUACUACAGCAACAUCCUCUACGUCAAGGAGAACCACGCCAAGCUCUCCAUCCUCGCACACAAGGCCCACACCACCGACAAGUAUCGCGAGGAGACCUGCUGCAUUAUCGGCAACUACUACGGACUGAAGGAGGAGCACGAGAAGGCCGUGCAGUAUUUUUCGCGGGCGGUCCGGCUGAACCCGAAGUUCCUGUCGGCCUACAUCCUCAUGGGCCACGAGUACAUGGAGAUGAAGAACAUCCCCGCCGCCGUCCGCGCCUACCGCAAAGCUGCCGAGAUCAACAGUCGCGACUACCGCGCGUGGUAUGGGUUGGGCCAGACCUACGAACUGCUGAAGAUGCCCCACUACGCCACGUACUACUAUCAGAAGGGCAUCACACUCCGGCCAUAUGACGCCCGGAUAUGGUGCGCCAUGGCAGCGUGCUAUGAGGAGGUGGGGAGGGUCGGCGAUGCCAUCAAGUGCUACGAACGUGCCGAGUCCUACUCCGAAGGCGAGCCGAUUGCGAUGAACGUGUUGAACGCGUUGGCCAACCUGUACCGCUCAUUGGGGCAUCACGACCAAGCAGCGCAUUACUAUGCGAAGAACAUCCAGCGACAAGACAGCGAACAGCGCGAGGGUCUGGACACGAUCGAAGCACUGCUCUACCUGGCGCACUAUUGGAAGGAGCUGGGUCAAAUGGCUGAAGCAGAGCACUACUGCCUGCGCCUGUUGGACUUUGCGGGCAAGGAAAAGGAAGAAGCAAAGGCGCUGCUGCGCGAGAUCCACAGCACACAGCAGGCGUACACAGCAGACACCAGCCUCAACUCGAGCUUGGAGGAUCUUGGUGGUGAAGAUCCCAAUGAUGAAUAA